GCAUGAUGAAGUUUUGGGGCGACCAAACAAGAAAUUCUGUGUUAAUUUUGCGGCUAAUCCGCGUAACUAAACAUCCGAUCGGACGGCGUAGAAGCGAGAUUUCCAGUUGACAGUUAGGCAUAAAUUUUCCCUCCAAUAUCUGGAAACCCCAUGAACAGACACCCGAUCGGCCCAGCCCUCUUCUUCCCGUCAUCGCUUCAAUUCCAUGCUUCCAUCCAUGUGAAUCCAUCUCUCUGAAUCCCCAUUUUUCAAUCUCACACAUAAUUAAGUCUCAUUAAUGUCGAUCCGUUCUGAGCUGCGCCGUCCCCGCGUCGUUCCUGGAUCUUCCUUCACCGACGAUUCCAAACCCAAACCCAGACCCAGAAAGAAAGAAAAACAAAAGAAAAUUAAUUUGUUUCUCUUAAAAUGGGAGAAAGAGUUGCGAUUUUCAAGAAAUUCUUGCAUAUGGAUUGUUGGGUUGGCCAGCUGAACUGCAAAUGGGUUCUGAAGAACAAGUACAGAGGGGCUACCAUGAAGUGCGCCGCAAAGCACCUUUGUUUUACUCAGUACUACUAGUAUAUAAGUGUUUGUGUACUUGCCUCAGGGAUCAUCGUCGACAUACCACUUUGGUUGUUUCUCUAUCUCCUCUGGCCACCGAGGAGGCUGUUUCAUUGUCGACUUUUUCAAAUUGAUGGGCACAAAGGACAAGGUAAAAAUGACACGGGCCAUGCUGCUGCAAAUUUUUCUCGGGGCAUUGGCUUGCUUGUUUGUUUCUUGGGAGAAGGCUGAAGAUCCAUACAGAUAUUUUACAUGGGAGGUUACAUAUGGAACAGUUUUUCCUCUUGGCAGCAAACAGCGGGGCAUCCUUAUCAAUGGGCAGUUUCCUGGCCCCACGAUUGAUUCUAUCACAAAUGACAACGUAAUUGUUAAUGUCAUUAAUAAAAUGGAUGAGCCAUUCCUCAUCACAUGGAAUGGAAUUAAACAGAGAAAGUCCUCAUGGCAAGAUGGAGUGCUUGGGACUAAUUGCCCAAUCCCUCCAAACUCAAACUGGACAUACAAGAUGCAAAUGAAAGAUCAGAUUGGGACAUUCACUUAUUUCCCUUCGACUUUGAUGCAUAGAGCUGCUGGUGGUUAUGGGGGGUUCAAUAUUGCUGCAAGGUCAAUUAUACCAGUUCCAUAUCCCACACCGGCUGCGGAAUUCACUCUUCUUGUUAGCGAUUGGUGGAAAUCUGAUCACAAGACAUUACAACAAACACUGGACUCAGGGAAACCUUUUCCUUACCCUGAUGCUAUUCUUAUAAAUGGACUUCCUAAAUCUGCUUCUUUUAUUGGUCAGCCAGGGAAAACCUGUUUGUUUAGGGUGUCAAACGUGGGUUUAACAACUUCAAUCAACUUCAGAAUUCAGGGCCAUACUCUGAAACUGGUUGAAGUUGAAGGGUCCCAUACUCAGCAGGAACUAUAUGACUCAUUUGAUCUACAUGUUGGCCAAUCUGCAUCCUUUCUGGUGACCUUAGACGGGUCAACAAAGGACUAUUUUAUUGUUGCUUCAUCUCGUUUUACAAGAAGUGUUCUUACUGCCAUUGCAAUUAUUCGCUAUACCGGUUCUAAUAGCAAACCUUCUGGGCCAUUGCCCAUUGGUCCUACUUAUCACCUUCACUGGUCGAUGAAGCAAGCCCGGACUAUCAGAUGGAAUUUGACGGCAAAUGCAGCCAGGCCUAACCCCCAAGGAUCAUUUCAUUAUGGUUCUAUAGAGAUAGUCCGGACACUUGUGCUAGCAAACUCAGCAACCAAGAUAAAUGGAAAGCUCCGUUAUACUGUCAAUGGUGUCUCAUACGUUAACCCAAGCACUCCUCUGAAGCUUGCUGACUAUCUUAACAUCCAUGAAAUCUUUAACUUGAACACAAUCAAGGACACUCCUACCAAUGGCCCCACAGUUCUUGGCACCUCCGUCAUAGGCGUUACGCUUCACGACUUCGUGGAAAUUGUCUUCCAGAAUAAUGAGAACACCGUCCAGUCAUGGCAUCUUGAUGGUUCUGAUGUCUGGCCAGUCGGAUUUGGCUAUGGCCAGUGGAACUCAACCCUGCGAAGACGCUACAAUCUGGUGGAUGCAUGCAGCAGGGUGGUGGUGCAGGUGUAUCCUAAAGGGUGGACUGCAGUGUUGGCGUCUUUGGACAACAAGGGGAUGUGGAAUCUGAGGUCUGCAAUCUGGCCAAAUCAGUAUUUGGGACAGCAAUGUUAUGUUAGAGUGUGGAAUGCUGAACGCAGCCUCUUCACUGAGUAUGAUAUUCCUCGAAAUGCAUUGUUCUGUGGCAAGGUGCAUCCAUAGCUGCAUCGAUUCUUCCUUGUAAUAUUUUCUUUCUAUAAAUUCUCUUUGCCCUUUUCUUUUUGGUUCUUUUUCUGUUCCCCUUCAUCAAUCUGUGAUUCGGUCACAAAGGCGUGACUGUCCCUCCAAAGUAAAACGAAAAAAAAAAAAAAAUCAAUCGAUGUCUUUGUAGUCACAAUCUUAAUAAAGACUUCCCCUCUGUAUCUGAAUCUUUUAGUCUA
This is a messenger RNA of Diospyros lotus (date-plum), 2523 nucleotides long. Its product is annotated as L-ascorbate oxidase homolog. Gene Ontology annotation, molecular function: oxidoreductase activity; copper ion binding. The record is from RefSeq and is a predicted model, not a curated record. Lineage: Eukaryota; Viridiplantae; Streptophyta; Magnoliopsida; Ericales; Ebenaceae. Bases 671 to 2305 code for a protein of 544 amino acids. The transcript has 9 exons.